Molecule: messenger RNA, 1021 nt
Organism: Microplitis mediator
Lineage: Eukaryota; Metazoa; Arthropoda; Insecta; Hymenoptera; Braconidae
Product: cell growth-regulating nucleolar protein
Exons: 2
Coding region: 133-1005 (290 amino acids)
Biological process (GO): rRNA processing; negative regulation of transcription by RNA polymerase II
Cellular component (GO): nucleolus
Molecular function (GO): DNA binding
Source: RefSeq, a predicted model, not a curated record
UUUAAUGAGUGGGAGUUGGAAGGUUGGUAUUCGGAGUUUAAUUUCGUCGAACACGUGUGUAAAGAGGUUAUAAAUUAUUAUUGUUGUUUAUUGACGGUAUUCAAGUGAUUAUUAGUUAUAAAUUUAUUUAAAAUGGUUGUCUUUACGUGUAAUAACUGCGGUGACUCGUUACAAAAACCCCGGGUCGCUAAACAUUAUCAGUUUCAAUGCCGAAAAAGGGUUUCGCUGUCGUGUGUUGAUUGUUUUAAAGAUUUUUUAGACGACGAUUAUGUAUCGCAUACAAAAUGUAUCACAGAAGCCGAGAGAUACGGCGGUAAAAAUUUCGUCGCGAAACCGUCGGCCAACAAAGGAGAGAGGAAGCAGCAAGAGUGGAUUAAAAUAAUAAACAGCGUGCUGUGCUCGAGUAAUCUGAGUAAGGAGGAAAAAAACUUUUUAAAAAACAUUUCAAAGCAUGAAAACGUACCGCGAAAAAAACCAAAAUUUUUAAACUUCGUUAAAAACGCCAUGGGGUACCGGGUCGACGUGACCAUCGCCGAGAGUUGUUUCGAUAAAAUAGAGUCCGCGUUUAAGGAAGUGAACAAUAAGCAAAUUAACGGAGUCAAAAAUGACGAGUCCGCGAAUGACAAAUCUUCUGGUGAAGUAAAACAAGAGUCGAAAGAUGAAACGAACGGAUUAAUUUCCAAUGGUCAGGAAAAGAAGGCUAAGAAAAAUAAACGCAAGUUGGAAAAUGAACACAAAGAAGAAGAAGAAGAAGAAGUAGAAGAAAAAAAAUUAAAAGUUGAAAAUAGUGAGCAAGAAGUCAGUGGAAAAUUAAUAUGGAAGGAAAAAAUUAUAGAAAUAAUUGGCGAGCGUAAUGAAAUAUCAUUAAAAAAAUUACGUAAAAAAAUGAUAAAAUUUUUACCUGAGUAUGAAAAUGAGGAAGAAAAAUUUAAUAAAAAAUUGACAAAAAAAUUGUCAAAAAUAGAGGAAUUAGUUUUGGAAGACAAUAAAAUAAAACGUAAAUAAUAUUUUGUAUUUAAUA